UAAAUCGGAUGCUAUAUGUUGGAGUUUCCUGUCAUAUUAGUAUAAGCGGGUAUUCGAAUACUUGGAUUUUCCAUCAUUAAAUAACUGAAAUGAUAACACUGGUAAAUGAAAAGACACUCAUUGUUUGCGAAGAGGACUGCGAUCUCACCUCAAUCUUUCACGUAUACUUUUUUGCAAUGUGUCGUCUAAAGACGUUUCCUUGGAGUGAGCUUGAAACUUCCCUGAGGGACUCUGUUUCUUCAACUUUACUGUCACAGAUCUUAAGCAAGACUGUCCAUCAUCCCAUAUGCAAAAGCAGGCCACCAUCUAACCAGUAUCAAAGACUUUUCCUGUCUGAAUUAAUUAAAAGGCAUGAAACUACAGCAUCUGAACCACUUGAUGAGCUCUAUGAUGCUUUGGCAGAGGUUCUUAGACUGGAGGAGCAGGCCCAGUGUCAUAAAAGCUACCGUCUGCCUACAGGUGAUUUUGUCAGUUUGAUCGAGAACCAGGCUGUCAUUUCUGAAGGCACAACAGGCCUGGUUACAUGGGAGGCUGCUUUGUGCUUGGCAGAAUGGGCCAUGGAGCACACAGAUAUCUUCCAGGGCAGGUCAAUACUUGAGCUUGGGAGUGGAGUGGGUUUGACUGGGAUUACGGUGUGCAAAAUGUGCAGACCUCAUAAGUAUAUCUUCAGUGACUGUCACCCCAAUGUGCUUCGUCAACUCCAAAAAAACCUCUCUCUGAACAAUCUGGCCAUUCAGGAGUUUGCUAGCUCAGCUGCUUCAAAUACGUCUGAGGUACAAAUUAUGGUGAAAAAUUUGGAUUGGGAGGUUGCAUCUCAAGAGCACUUCAAGGAUCUAUGUGUAGAUGUUGUUAUAGCAUCAGAUGUAGUUUAUGAUCCUGAAAUUGUUCGUUGCUUGGUUAAGCUUUUGUCACAGUUGCUGACCUGUGCAGAGAAAGACAAAAUUCCAAAUAUGUACAUAGCAUCGACAAUCCGCAAUCAUGAGACCUAUGCCUACUUCAGAAAAGAACUAGAAGCAUCUGGUAUCAGACAGAACAUCAUUCCAGGCCCAAGAAGAUGGGUUUUCCCCUAUGAUAGAUCCUCACAAAUAGAAUUAAUUAAGUUGCAUUUAUAAUAAAAAAUAAAGAUAAAACUGUUGAAUUAUGUUUAGACAUACUGUAAAUAAACCAUUUGAGAAUCAAAAACAGUGGUGGCCUUCCAUUUUGAUAAAGUGGUGGUUAGGAGUU
Molecule: messenger RNA, 1224 nt
Organism: Polypterus senegalus (gray bichir)
Lineage: Eukaryota; Metazoa; Chordata; Cladistia; Polypteriformes; Polypteridae
Gene: eef2kmt
Product: eukaryotic elongation factor 2 lysine methyltransferase
Exons: 8
Coding region: 90-1112 (340 amino acids)
Source: RefSeq, a predicted model, not a curated record